UCAGCCAUCAGGUCCUGAGGUCAGUCAAAGUCAGUACUUGUUCAGUUACAACUCGUUGAUCUGUCCUAGCCAAGGACACGUCGGUUACACAAAGUACUUUUUGACAAAUACACCAGUUUUGAAAAUUGUUUGAUCAUUUUAGGUUUCAAUCUUUUCUUGUUAACUCGAGGAAAAAAUGGGGAAAAAAAAUAAAAAGAACAAACCAACUCAGAACAAUCAAGAAAAACAAUCUGAAGUACAACAACAGCAACAGAGCCCACGGCAACCUCAACAGCAACAGGGCCCACGACAACCUCCACAGCAACAACCAUCAGGCUCACAAGAACCUCGACCCCAACAACAGCAAUCUCAACCCAAACAACAGCAACAGGACCCACGGCAACCUCGACCCCAACAACAGCAACAAAGCUCACAACAACAGCAACAGGGCCCAUGGCAACCUCGACCCCAACAACAGCAACAAAGCUCACAACAACGACAACUCCAACAACAGCAACCUCAACAGCAACAGGGCCCAUGGCAACCUCGACCCCAACAACAGCAACCAAGGGGUUCUUGGCAACCUCAGCAACAGGUCCCCCCACGACCUCAACAACAGCAGCAGAUAUCUCCACAGCAUCAACAACAGCAACAUGUCUCCCCACAACCACAACCCCAAAGGCAGCCUCAAACACCACCACCUAGUGGUCAGAGCCAAGCUGUUCCAUCCAAAAAAGCAUCCAAUAUUCAAGCUUCAAGUCAAGAUUCAAAAGCAAUGGAAUCAUUAAUCGCUGAGAGUAAACAGAUGCAACUAUCUUGCACAAUUCCAAAAAGAAAUGAACGACCAGCCAAGAAAAAUAAAGGAGAACACAUUUACGUUGAAACAAAUCAUUUAGCUCUCACCAUCGACAAAUCGAAUAUGAUUGUCUAUCACUACGAUGUCACUGUGGAGCCUGAAAAACCCAGAGCAUUUUACAGAGAGGCUGUGGAACUGGUCAGAAGGGAAUAUUUUCCAAACUGCUAUCCAUCUUUCGACGGGAGAAAAAAUAUUUACAGUUACAGAAAACUGCCCCUCCAGGGUGAUGCUGUAAUGUCUACUGUCACUGUUCAGGAUCAGAUGAACAACGGGAGGGCUAGAGAAAUAACUGUUACAAUCAAAUUUGCAAAUGAAGUGAAUUUGGCCACUAUUUUUCAGUACAUGGCUGGAGGCAGCUCGCUUAGAAUUCCACAAGAAGCUAUCCAAGCGAUUGAUAUUGUUUUACGUCAGCCAUCUGCUAAAGGGUUUUUACAGGUAGGGAGAUCUUAUUUCACACAGCCUGCAGAGGUCAUUGAACUUGGAGAUGGUCUCCAAAUUUGGUACGGGUUUUUCCAAAGUGCAAUAAUCGGCACAAACAAAACAUACCUAAAUAUUGAUGUUGCACAUAGAGGAUUUCCGAUGCCCAUCCCCUGUGUCGAUGCUUUGGCAAAAAUUAUGAAAAAAUCGCCUAACAAUCUUCUCCCUCCAACACGUUGUUAUUCUAAUGAAAUAUUGACAUUUACUAGUUUUAUUAAGGGGUUGAAAGUAUUUUAUUUCCCUCCUCCCAUUCCUGGUCAACCCAGACAAAAACGAACAUACAAAGUAGAUAAUGUAGGUCCACCAGUUAAGGAAGUCAAGUUUGUAGUUGAUGGUGAGGGGGAAAUGAACGUUUAUGACUACUUUUAUAAUAAACACAAUUAUAAAAUCCAAUACCAUAAUUUGCCUUCGCUUGUAUGCGGAUCUUCUAAGAAAUCAAUAACACUGCCAAUAGAGAUGUGUGAGAUUGUCCCAAGGCAAGUAAUUAUGAAAAAACUGAACGAGUUACAGACACGUGAGAUGGUUAGACUUGCCGCAGUGAGUGCCCCAGCAAGAAAACAGAAAAUUGUGUCAUCCAUGAGAAGUAUUAAAUUUAAUUCUGAUCCAUGCAUAAAAGAAUUUAAACUGUCGGUGGCAGAAGAGUUCACUAAGGUACCUGCACGGAUUUUAAAUCCUCCGGUUUUGGAUUACAAGGGGGCACAAGCAAGAGUAAAUAGUGGUGUGUGGCGUUCAGGGAAAUUUCUAAAUCCUAAAAAUUUGGAAAAGUGGGCCAUUUUAAAUACCGAUAGCUAUACUAAGGAUCCACAAUUGAGAAAUUUUGCUGAAGCACUGUUCAAUGCCAGUAAAGAAGUUGGAAUGGCUAUAGAAUAUCCGUAUAGUAUUAAAACACUGUCGAACCCUAGGAAUUUUGAUAAAGAAAUGGGAGAUUUUGCAGAUUGUCAAAUUUUGUUUGUAAUAAUACCAGAAAGAGGUCCCAUUUCAUACGCAAAAGUCAAGCAAGUGGCUGAACUGAAUUUAGGACUUCUUACACAAUGCAUACGAUCGAGGACCAUAUCAAAAAUGAGCAAUGCUACAGCUUUAAAUAUCCUUUUGAAAUUAAACGCCAAACUCAAUGGAAUUAACCACAGCAUAAGAAACGAACAUUGGCCUGACUUUUUUCGCAAGCCGGUUAUUGUGAUCGGUGCUGAUGUUACCCAUCCUUCUCGUGAUCAACCGAAUAUACCAUCAAUUGCAGCCGUUGCUGCUAGUCAUGACCCAAAGGCCUUUAGUUACAAUACGAUCUGGACGAUACAAGCACCAAGGGAAGAAAUUAUCGUCGAUUUAAAGUCUAUAGUGAAACAGCAAUUGAUGUUUUUCUACAGGGCUACUCAUUAUAAGCCUCAAGCCAUAAUGUUUUACAGAGAUGGUGUUUCAGAAGGACAGUUUAAAGAAGUAAUCGAUAGAGAAGUGAGCGCUGUGAAGAAGGCAUGCCAUGAACUCGGCGGCGAUCAAUAUAAUCCUCCUCUUACGUUUGUUGUCGUACAAAAACGACAUCAUACGAGGUUGUUUCCACCGAAAAAAUUUGCCAGCGGUAAAAAUGAAAAUGUACCGGCGGGCACAGUUGUAGAUACUGACAUAGUGCAUCCAACCGAAUUGGACUUUUAUCUCGUAUCACAUGCCAGUAUCCAGGGAACAAGUCGGCCGACAAAAUAUCAUCUUUUAUGUGAUGACUCAGAAAUGUCAGAAGACGAUCUACAAGAAAUUACGUAUAAUUUGUGUUAUUUGUAUACAAGAUGUACACGAUCUGUUUCUUAUCCCGCGCCGACUUAUUAUGCACAUUUAGCCGCUUUCCGCGCCAGGUCUUAUAUUGACAACAACAAAUUCGCUACUCCUAAACAGCAGGAAUCUUGUCUAGAACAAAAUAAAGCUUUUUCUAAAAAUAGCCCUAUGUUCUUUGUUUAAUUGAAUUCAUACCAGUAUGGAAGUGCUUAUAUUACCGUCUAGCCAGACUGUUGUAAUAUCUUCUAUUAUUAUAUAUUUUAUUCUAUUCCUAAUACCAUCUGUAAUGAAGGAAAACAGCUAAACAAGCAGGAGGAAGUCUCUUGUCUUACCUAUAACAAAUCUUUAUAUUCAGUUUCAACCAACCUUUAUUUUUUAUGUGUUAAUCUAUUAUUUUGCAUUAUUUAUUUGUUAGUAUUGAAGUGUUAAGUCAUUUGGAAAGACUUGAAAGUGAUGAAAAUUUGUGUUUUACUAUUGUAAUUUGUGGGCGUGCUAAUACCCUUUUUUUUGUAAAAAUAAAAAUAAAACUUUAUAUUUUACCUC
Messenger RNA from Cimex lectularius (bed bug), 3613 nucleotides. RefSeq names its product protein argonaute-2-like. The record is from RefSeq and is a predicted model, not a curated record. The transcript has 20 exons. NCBI's taxonomy places the organism in Eukaryota, Metazoa, Arthropoda, Insecta, Hemiptera, Cimicidae. Bases 176 to 3253 code for a protein of 1025 amino acids. Gene Ontology annotation, molecular function: protein binding; RNA binding.